AGUAAUGCACCUGUUACGCUGGUUGGCAGCCGUCGUUAAAAACCAAGAAGAAGAAGAACUCGGGGAAUCACAAUGGCAGGUCAAGAGCGCGAAGUCGUUUUCAAAAAGGAAACCGUCAGCAAACUUUUGAUGAUGUUCUUUAAGGACGACAAAAGCAAAGUCAGCAACGAUACUGUCAUUCUCAUGGCUGAGAUGCUGAGAAUUUUCGUUAUCGAAGCAACACGCAGAGCAAUAAAACAGGCAGAGAAUGAAGACUGUGUUGGUGUGGAUUUGGAACAUGUUGAGAAAAUUUUGCCUCAACUGCUUUUGGAUUUCUGAUUCCCAUCUGGCCAACGUUGAUAUAGCCUGGACUUUUGGGAUCAACCAGACAACCUGGAUUUUGGGACCAAACACUUCCACAAUAGAUGUAAAAGCAUUUUGCACAGUUGCUGUAUAUAAGCAAUGUAUCUGUAUAUAAACAAUAAUUGUUAUGCAAGUCCUCGUCUACCUAAUCUCAUCAGUCAUUUUUGUCAAAGAAGUUGUUGCAUAUUUUGUCACAGUUUGUGAAUUAUUUAUUACUUAUUUGUGAAGAUAUAUUCCUGUUUGUUUAUUUGUUUUUUGUUUGUUUAUAUAUGGAUAUCAAACAAUAUACAGGGUUAUCCAAAAAUAUAUCUUUGUUAAAUAUAGGUGUGCAACAAUUAUUGUCACCCUUUAGUCAAUACUUUGUGCUACCUCCUUUUGCCAAGAUUACAGCUCUGAGUCUUCUCCUAUAAUGCCUGUUGAGGUUUGAGAAUACAUGGCAAGGGAUCUGAGACCAUUCCUCCAUACAGAACUCUCCAGAUUCUUCCAAUUUCCACACUGGUGGACUUUUCAGUUCACCCCACAGGUUUUCUAUGGGUUUCAAGUCAGGGGACUGGGAUAGCCAUGGCAGGACCUUGAUUUUGUGGCCAUUAAACCAUUUUUGUGUUGAUUUUGAUGUACGUUUUGGAUCAUUGUCUUGCUGGAAGAUUGAACCAUGGCCCAUUUUAGGCUUUCUGGAAGAGGCAUUCAGGUUUUCAUUUAAUAUCUGUUGAUAUUUGAUAGUCCAUGAUGCCAUGUAUCCUAACAAAAUGUGCAGGUCCUCUGUUAGAAAAACAGCCCCAAAACAUUAAAGAGUCACCACGAUGUUUAACUGUGGACAUGAGGUACUUUUCCAUAUGGCUGCCUCUCUGUGUGCGCCAGAACCACCUCUGGUGUUUAUUGCCAAAAAGCUCUAUUUUGGUUUCAUCUGACCAUAGAACCCGAUCCCAUUUGAAGUUCCAGCAGUGUCUGGCAAACUGAAGACGUUCAAGUUUGUUUUUGGAUGAGAGUAGAGGCUUUUUCUUGAAACCCUUCCAAACAACUUGUGGUGAUGUAGGUGACUUCGGAUUUAUAUAUAAUAUAUAAAAUUUAUAUGGGGAAUAUACUUCAAGUAUAUUUUUCCUCAUGAAUUCACAGGGGUGUCGAUAACUGUUGCAUACCUAUAUUUAACAAAGAUAUUUUUUGGAUAAACCUCUGUUGUGUUUGAUAUCCAUGAGCGCAGAAUAUUUUUGUGAAUUUUUUUUUAAUCAAAAGGUUAAACAGACUACAUCCUGAUUAGAAGGUGCGUGAUAACUUAUAACUUCAGGAAUCAUAAACACCACUGAGCUGAUCUUAGUUAGAGGAUCGUGACACUGUCGCGUGUUUCUUGAGGAAUUUGAUGUGUACAUUAAUGGAUGGAGUACGAGGAGGCAAAUUGUGCAGAGCUACAUAUUGGUAGUGUUGUGGAAAAUCUUCUUAGCAAAAAAUAAGAUAUCAACAUUCAGACCUUUUAUUGAAGAUUCAAAAAAGGCAAUACAGUCAAGUCUUAUGCUUUUAUACAAUACUAAAACAAUGAUCUCAUUGUCAUGAUCUCAAUUUUUCUUUUAAUCACACUUCUGAUGUUUCGCCACAAUUAUGUUUCUUUCUUCAUAUAUAUAUAUAUAUAUAUAUAUAUAAUUGUGGCAGAGUGCAGCCAGCUUAUUAUUUCUUUGUUUUUUAAUAAGAAGUUUUUAUUUUACUGAUUAACAUCCUAGAGUUAAACAAAACAUCUUUAAAAAAAUCACAAGCAUCAGCUUUUUAAAAAGAUACAGACUUAAAAAGUACAGAGUACAGACUCAGUGUCCCUUAACAGGUACAGAGGCUGAGUUGUCACUGAGAAAUAACAGCAAGCCUAGAAGAAAUGGAUACACUUUCUAAGUGAAGAAUGUGUCCUCAGUAAUUUCACAAGUUAGUCACACCAGCUUGUCCUACUUUGGUUUUAGUUUCUUUGAUUAAUGUACUGAUUACUCUCUUAUAUCUUAUACUUUGGUCAUACAUGAUUGGAUCUCAUUUUGAUUUCUUAACAUAUACAUAUACAUUUGCUUAAAAAUAUACCAUAGUGGCAGCCAGUAAAUAUAUACAUUAUUGAAAUCUUGAGGUAUUACAUUUUAGAAAGUGUUUGCAACUGUGUGUGUGCAUGUCUAAUUGCAUAGUAACAUAAUAAUGAUGUCUUAAUAAAACUGUGUUUCAUACUGUAUAUUAAUGGAAAAAAGACUCAGACACUCAUAAUAAAAUCAAUUAACUUUU
Molecule: messenger RNA, 2583 nt
Organism: Ictalurus punctatus (channel catfish)
Lineage: Eukaryota; Metazoa; Chordata; Actinopteri; Siluriformes; Ictaluridae
Gene: cenpx
Product: centromere protein X
Exons: 5
Coding region: 73-318 (81 amino acids)
Biological process (GO): resolution of meiotic recombination intermediates; replication fork processing; DNA repair
Cellular component (GO): FANCM-MHF complex; Fanconi anaemia nuclear complex
Molecular function (GO): protein heterodimerization activity
Source: RefSeq, a predicted model, not a curated record